AUGAGUUUUAUGCCAAUCAACCCGCGGCCCAUGCUGCAAGACCUGGUCAACAAGGACAUUGUCGUGCGCCUAAAGUGGGGCGAGACCGAGUACAAGGGCAGACUGGUGUCGACCGACAGCUACAUGAACAUUCAGCUCACCAACGCGCAAGAGUUCAUCGACCAAAAGUUCACGAGCGACCUGGGCCAGAUUCUGAUCCGGUGCAACAAUGUGCUGUGGAUCAAGGCUGCCGAUGCCGGCGAGGGGGACGUCAAGAUGGAAGGUUGA
This is a messenger RNA of Pestalotiopsis fici W106-1, 267 nucleotides long. Its product is annotated as small nuclear ribonucleoprotein F. Gene Ontology annotation, cellular component: U1 snRNP; catalytic step 2 spliceosome. Gene Ontology annotation, biological process: spliceosomal snRNP assembly; mRNA splicing, via spliceosome. NCBI's taxonomy places the organism in Eukaryota, Fungi, Ascomycota, Sordariomycetes, Amphisphaeriales, Sporocadaceae. The coding region runs from base 1 to 267 and encodes 88 amino acids. Gene Ontology annotation, molecular function: RNA binding. The transcript is spliced from 3 exons. The record is from RefSeq and is a predicted model, not a curated record.